Molecule: messenger RNA, 650 nt
Organism: Cannabis sativa
Lineage: Eukaryota; Viridiplantae; Streptophyta; Magnoliopsida; Rosales; Cannabaceae
Exons: 4
Coding region: 84-506 (140 amino acids)
Biological process (GO): proteolysis
Molecular function (GO): cysteine-type peptidase activity
Source: RefSeq, a predicted model, not a curated record
UCACAGUGCAUGGGAUCAGCGAUGAAGAACAGAGUCAGUCUUUUGACGAUGCGGCAAGACGAUUGGCUAAUUGGUUAUCAUUAAUGAACAGCAACCACCAAAUGUUCUUUAUUCCUUGGAAUAUCGGGAUGCAUUGGACGCUAGUGGUGGUUGCGCCAAAGAAAAUUAUCCAUUUAAACCCUCUAAAAGGCCGCCCAAUUCCCGAAGAAAUAGAACAAAUGAUCGGAAGGGCAUUCAUGUAUAUAGGGGACGCACAUCAGUAUCUUGGCCCGUGGCAAGGAAUUGCACAAGCAAACUGUCCAAGACAACCUAAAAGCCAAGAAUGCGGUUUUUAUGUUUUGAAAUAUAUGACUGACAUCGUCGCACGUGCCAACCCCAACCGUUACAUAAUAGAAGAUCAAAAAGCUUUUGGGGGUAAGAAGCAAUACGAUCCAAAAACAGAAAUUUUACCACUACAGCGAAAGUGGAUCGAACAAUUGAUGGCGGUGAUUCACGGUGACGAUUGAGGUUCAAAGGUCGAAGAAUUUUUCUUCAUUAUGUAAUUUUUAUAGAUUAACUUGUAAUUAGAUUUAUUAACUUAUUAAUAUUUUUAACUAAUUUUACAUGUUUGUGUAAUAUUUAAUUAUUUUUAUGAAAUCAAAUUAUGUUUU